Exophiala viscosa is the source of this 2778-nucleotide messenger RNA. Its product is annotated as peptidase S8/S53 domain-containing protein. Bases 132 to 2747 code for a protein of 871 amino acids. Gene Ontology annotation, biological process: protein processing. The record is from RefSeq and is a predicted model, not a curated record. The transcript is spliced from 2 exons. NCBI's taxonomy places the organism in Eukaryota, Fungi, Ascomycota, Eurotiomycetes, Chaetothyriales, Herpotrichiellaceae. Gene Ontology annotation, cellular component: Golgi membrane; trans-Golgi network. Gene Ontology annotation, molecular function: serine-type endopeptidase activity.
ACAGGCAUCAAACCAGCUGAACGACGUGGGCGUCCAGAUCCCUCGAUCAGGCCUUGUGACGAAUCUCCCUCUCCCACCUCUGAAAGGAAUGCCUGCCUUCCCUUGGUGACCUAUUUUACACCUUCGCUGUCAUGCGUUGGCAGUCAUGGCUUCCGGUCGCGCUUUGGGCCGGGAAUGCCUUUGCUAGUGUUCGCGACUAUCAGAAGAACGACUAUUUUGCUGUCCACCUAGAUCCAGCGACAAUCCCGCAAGACAUUGUCCAUCGAUUUAGUGUUCAACAUGAAGGCCAAAUUGGAGAAUUGAGCCACCAUCAUACAUUCUCCUGCCCAAAAGAUUCGUGUCCAGAUUUUGAAGAUGCCCUACAAGAGUUGAAGAGACGGAAGAGGCGUAGGCGGCAAGCCAUUGAUUUGGAUGAGCCACAAGCGUCACGGAGAGAAGUAGCUGCAAAUUUGGCUGGCAUACUCUGGUCGGAAAAGCAGCAGCUAAGGCAUCGACAUGUCAAACGAAUCCCACCACCGCCAAUUUCGGACAUUGACACGAGGCAGGAGUCGAAGGACGACCAAGACAGCGAGGCGGAGCAGCAAGAAGCCAUAGUACGUCUAAACACCAUCGCAGAGACAUUGGACAUCAAAGACCCGAUCUUCAAGGAACAAUGGCAUUUGUUCAAUCCCAUCCAAUUAGGACACGACCUGAACGUGACUGGAGUGUGGCUGGAAGGAAUUACAGGCAACGGCACUGUUUCUGCAGUCAUUGAUGACGGGCUUGAUAUGGACAGCAAUGACCUCAAAGACAAUUACUUCGCGCCCGGCUCCUUCGACUUCAAUGACAAAGGUCCUAAUCCACGGCCUAGGCUUUUCGACGACAAACAUGGCACCCGAUGCGCUGGGGAAAUUGGAGCAGUCAGAAAUGAUGUUUGUGGCGUAGGAAUGGCUUACGACAGCAAAGUCGCCGGCAUUCGGAUUCUUUCCAAGCCCAUCACUGACGAGGAUGAGGCAUCGUCUAUAAACUAUCACUACCAGGAAAACCAUAUAUACUCGUGUUCAUGGGGUCCACCGGAUGACGGCAAGACCAUGGAGGCUCCUGGUUUACUCAUCAAACGCGCCAUGGUCAAUGGAGUUCAAAGCGGAAGGAGUGGUCUCGGUUCCGUCUUCGUGUUUGCGGCCGGUAACGGAGCUGCCAGUGAGGACAACUGCAACUUUGACGGUUACACCAAUAGCAUCUACAGCAUUACAGUCGGCGGUAUUGACAGGGCUGGCAAUCACCCGUAUUACUCAGAGGCAUGCUCUGCGCAGCUUGUCGUAACCUACAGCUCUGGCGCUCAAGAUGCCAUUCAUACAACCGACGUCGGCGUCGAUAAAUGCUAUACCGGCCAUGGUGGUACCUCAGCCGCUGGUCCGCUUGUUGUUGGUACUGUUGCCCUCGCGCUCAGUGCUAGGCCCGAUCUUACUUGGAGAGAUGUUCAAUAUCUCUGUGUAGAUACAGCGAUUCCCAUUCAUCUGGACGAUGACAGUUGGCAGGAUACCACAAUCGGCAAGAAAUUCAGUCACACUUACGGUUAUGGUAAAGUCGAUGCAUAUCGCUUCGUGGAAGCUGCGAAGUCUUUCCAGUCGGUCAAAGCUCAAGCCUGGUAUCACUCGCCGUGGCUCAAUGUUCAGCAUAAGAUUCCCGAAGGCGAUAAAGGACUUGUCGCGAGUUUCACUAUCACCCAGGAUAUGCUGACCAAGGCCAACUUGGAAAGGCUCGAACAUGUCACCGUGACAAUGAACGUCGAGCAUGGUCGGAGGGGAGACUUGAGUGCCGACUUGAUCAGUCCAAGUGGCGUUGUCAGUCAUAUUGCCACAACUCGCCGCGUGGAUAAUGCCGCAAGUGGUUACGAUGACUGGACUUUCAUGUCUGUUGCACAUUGGGGAGAGUCUGGUACUGGAAAGUGGACCGUGAUUGUCAAGGAUACCAACGACAACGAAUUCAAUGGAACAUUUAUCGACUGGCGACUUAAUCUGUGGGGCGAGAGUAUCAAUGAUCAAAUCCAAGCCCUACACCCACUUCCAGAUGAGCAUGAUGACGAUCAUGAAACAGCAUCGGCAGUGGUCAGCACGACCAGCGUAGAUGCGGGAAGGCCAAGCACUUCACUGCCAGCGAAGCCAACGGACCACAUUGAUCGACCGACGAAACCCAAGCCUAGUGAUGAUACCAGUAUAGAUGCGUCGGCCACUGUCACCACCACAUCUAGCACAUCAUUACCAGCUGCUACAACUACAGUAUCUGGGGCAUCUACAACAUCCCCAUCGGCAUCCACAACAUCCCCAUCAGCACCUACAACAUCCCCAUCGGCAUCCACAGAACCAACCCAUACCUAUUCUGACAGCUUUCUUCCCUCAUUCUUCCCCACAUUUGGUGUUUCAAAACGGACGCAGAUUUGGAUAUAUGGCUCGAUUGGCUUGAUGAUUGUUUUCUGCGCUGGCCUUGGGACAUAUUUCGUGGUUCAGCGACGAAAGAGACUCAGGAACGACCCACGAGACUUGUACGAGUUCGAGAUGGUCGGCGAUGCAGACGAUGAUGAACAGCAAGGCCUCAAUUCCCGAGGCGGGCGUGGCAAAGGUCGGGCUCGGCGAGGAGGAGAACUCUACGAUGCAUUUGCUGGCGAGAGCGAGGACGAUUUAUACAGCGAUGAAGAGACUUAUCAAGACACCCCUAGUGCUGACACAAGCACAGGGUCAAGGAGGAGCAGCCCUGAAGGAGAAAAAUAGAGAAACCCUUGUUUGAUUAGAGUCAUAGGAU